AUGUCGCCACAACUUGAUCCGGUCGCUGAGCUAGAAAGCUUAAAAACACAUGUUGAUCAUUCAGGAAGUCCCAGCUUCUCAACACUUGGCCAGCGUCACCAAUCUGGUGAAGCUUCAAAGUUGUCACCUUCUGGUUCACCAAGAAAAGAAAAUGAGCUUCAGGGAGAACAUUCCCACCACAAGAAAUCUUUAUUCUCUAAAAUGAAAGACAAGGCGAAAAAGCUGCAGCACAGUCUCAGCACCAAGAAGAGACAUGAUGAAGAAGGAGAUGCAACCACAUCGCCAUCUAGCAGAUCCGAACACCACGAAGCUAGGGAAAAAGAAGGUUAUGCGACACUUUCACCACGCUACAAAUCGAAAGACCGUAAACUCAGAGAAGAAGAUCCUGAAUAUCUUGGAGCCCCAAUGUAUGAAUCAAAGAAGGCACCUGAAGAGUUAAAGGAGACUGCAAGACAGCAUCCCCGGGAAAAUCCUGUGAUCACUGAGACAAAUGUCUUGUCUGUUCUCCCAACCAAACACGACGCUGAAAAUGAAAAAGAUUGUACAGGUUCCAACACAGAAAACCCUGUGAUCUCUGAGAAGAAUGUAUUGUCUGAUGUGAAGCCUUCUGAUUCUGACAAAACAACAGCAACAGAACCUAUAAGUCCAAGCAAGACGGUAACAGAAACCGUAACAGAGAAGCUAGCACCAGCUUAUGCUAAAGUCUCUGACGCAACACAAGCUAUAACUAAGAAGAUUCAAGAUAUGGCUUUCCCAGAAUCAACAGAGACAGAAACACAGGUUAAUGAUGUUUCAGAAAUCAACACUGCAGGAAGUAACCAGCCCUCUGGUUUCAAUACUAAGGUAUGGGACAAAGGCGUAUCGAUGAAGGAAUACAUAAUCCAGAAGUUUGAGCCUGGUGAAGACGAUAGAGCACUUUCUCGAGUGAUAUCUGAAGCUAUAAGUCCUCGUAAAGCUUCUUCUGAGACUGCUACAUUUAGUGGAGCCACCACAAGCACGGUACCUGCUCCAAAUUCAGCAGACACCAAAGCUCCUCUUUUAGCCAACACGAGUGAAAUUGUUGAGGAAGAAAAUCUUGGGAAGCUGCUUCAACAAAACUAA
Messenger RNA from Microthlaspi erraticum, 1101 nucleotides. The record is from the annotation of a GenBank genome assembly. Lineage: Eukaryota; Viridiplantae; Streptophyta; Magnoliopsida; Brassicales; Brassicaceae.